UAGAGACUCCCGUCAAGACUCAAGAAUGAGUGGCGAUGUCCUCUAGCUAACCUCUCACAGAAUUCAUGCCGCUCUGUGUUUCUGCAUAGCGUGCCCGUGGAUGUUUCAGGAAUUCGGGCGCUCCGGAGGGUGUAUGGCCGUGCGCAGGCUGGUGGUGGUGGCGGCGGCGGUGGCCCUGCUUUCUCUGGUGCUCAACAACUUGGCCACGUUCAGCUCCAGCUGGGUGCUGCAGGUGCUGGAGGACGGACGGCGGCGGAGCGUGGGGCUCUGGAGAGCGUGUGAGGACACACACGCUCAUGAGCCCACAGCCUGCCAGAGACUCAGCUGGGGAUCGGAGCUCGCGGGGUAUCAGGAGUCACGCAGCACUGUCAAACUUCAGUUUGACAUGAUGCGGGCAUGUAACCUGAUGGCUACGGUGGCUCUGACCGUGGGUCAGCUAAUCUUCCUGUUUGGGUUACUGGAGAUAAGCCACAUUACCCAGGAUUCUCAGUGGUGGGAGGAAGCCAUCGCUGCCCUGUUCCAGUUAGCCAGUUUUGUGCUGGUGAUCGGUCUGGUGACGUUCUACAGGAUCGGCCCCUACACUCACCUGUCCUACGCCUGCUAUGUUAACAUCGCUGCUUGCUUGUUUGCCACGCUAGCGGCCGCCAUGCUAAUCUGGAAUAUUCUGCAUCGCCGUGAUGACUGCAUAUCUCCGUCAGUCAUCGUCAUCAGCCGAUCUCUGACCACACCCUUCAGGCCGCGCCUAGACAAUGACUAUGUAGAGUCGCCAUGCUGACACAAAGACACACCUCACCUGAGACAAAACACAGGGUGGAUAUUUAGACGGAUGGACGGACACAAAUGCACAUGGAGAGGAGUUCUAUCAUUUUAAGUGAAACUGAUCUCCUGGACUCCGCAAAAAGUGGAUUCGGACUGAAUGGAAGACUUUUGAAAUGCAUUUAAACACAGAAGCAGCAUUGUGGAUUGGGAAGAAUACAACAGACAGAUAAAGAUCAAGCUGGAUCUUGACACGUUUAUGUUCAUAAGUGCACUUGUGAGAAAGUAGAAGCACAUUCGUAUGCACACAUAUCUGUUAUGGUUCUAUGAAACAUGGAGUUUCAGAUUUCAAAAGGAGUCCAGGUAUUGAAUAUUGCUCCCAGGUCAACUGAAUACAGUCCUUUACAGGCCGGCAUGGAAUCUGCACUUUUAUACAUGUUCUCUGCUAAUUGAAGGGAAAAAAAUUCUGGACAGAUUUAAAUUGGGAAAUCUGACAUGUCCAGUCAUUUUUGUGUGUGUGUUUUACAUAAAGAAACCAAAUUUAUUGUUAGAAACAUUGCAAUAUUUUGCAUUAUGACAUAUUUAUUACAAAUAAGCACAUUUGCCCCCAGAUUCUCAAUAUAAUGUGUC
Molecule: messenger RNA, 1386 nt
Organism: Sinocyclocheilus rhinocerous
Lineage: Eukaryota; Metazoa; Chordata; Actinopteri; Cypriniformes; Cyprinidae
Product: transmembrane protein 204-like
Exons: 3
Coding region: 101-775 (224 amino acids)
Source: RefSeq, a predicted model, not a curated record